This is a messenger RNA of Talaromyces atroroseus, 2328 nucleotides long. RefSeq lists its product as hypothetical. Gene Ontology annotation, cellular component: HDA1 complex. The transcript has 3 exons. Bases 1 to 2328 code for a protein of 775 amino acids. The record is from RefSeq and is a predicted model, not a curated record. Lineage: Eukaryota; Fungi; Ascomycota; Eurotiomycetes; Eurotiales; Trichocomaceae.
AUGGAGAUUAGACCAAAUCAACAGAAUGCGCUAGCUUCCGAGCCGCUAGGAAAAUAUGAUGAUCUUCCCGGUUCCACUGCUCGAGAGAAACUCCAAUAUGCACAUGCUCGACUGCGUGCAACUGCGAGUGCUGGUCCUAAUCCAGCUGUCAGCGGUAGCGUGACGCCAUCGUCUGCGGGAGAUAUUGAGCCCGCGCCGCCUGUCUAUCUUCCCAAGACAACGCUACCUUUAAGUACUCGGGCACAUGACGAUCGCGCUGAUAUCCCUGUACCAUCUGACGGACAUGUAAAUACUGUUGACGUUGUGGUGUCUCCGGAGCUGCUAUUCUCCGAAGAAGCAGGGGUGCAGACUAUACAACCUAGUGCAAUUUUUGAAAAGACGGAGAAUGUUCUACCGGGGUCCCUUCGACUUGGACCCUCCGAGUUUGCUGUCACUUUGCCUAUGGACUCUAGAAGCAAGGACGAAUACGAGAUUGUUUUAGCUGAACACUCGCAAUCUGUCAAACUACUGCUAUCUGGUUUCAAGUCUGCGGAAGGCGUAAUUGCUCCUGAGACCGAGCAGGCUCAGACUUUAUCAAAUGUUCGAGGUCUUGUUGAGAAACUCGAUAAUAUUGCGGUCCACACUGAUCUGAAUAUUGCAGCACAUGUAAAGCGGUCUUCAUUCGAGUCUCAAAAAGAGGCAUCGUGGGCUGAAUACUCAAGUGCCAAGUUCCAAUUCCUCGGUCAACUUAUUGAGGUAGCGGGCUCCCAAGAUCUACAUAUGAUUAUUAUGGUGAAACGUGGUGAAAGCCUUGAAUUGGUUAAACGAUAUUUUCAAGGGAAAGGAUUUAUUCCCAGCAGGCCACAGAAUGAAACGAAUGGAUAUUUCGAGCUCUCUUUACAAAAUGGAUCGAUCAGUGUUGGCAUAUUAUCUGCGCAGUAUGACGGUAUAGUGGAAACAUAUCGACCACCGGCCAUCGUUCUUGCACUAGACUCGUCGUUCAAUGCGUCGAGCCCUUCCGUUGCGCACCUACGAACUACAUACGCGCGUCACGGAAAUCUGCUCCCUGUUGUCCAUUUGCUGGUAUCGAAUUCUAGUGAGCACAUUCAGCGAUGUUUGCCUGAUCUUCCAGAUCGUCAGAGGCUUAAACUACUCUUGCAUAUUGUGAAGAGUUUGCAAGAUUUUCUCGGUGAUCUGCAAGAUGACGCUCAAGGUGUGCAGGAUAAUGCAGAUGAGAUAUUCACUUAUCUUAUGUCGGACGAUUUCAAUGCUAGUUGGAACCUUCCUGCGAUCGAACCACUCCAUAUACUUGUCUCUGAUGAUUCGCAAGCUGCAGAAGGUCCUGGUGUGCAUGCCACUGACCCAACAUCUACUGCAUCAUCAUCCAUUAAUAAACGCAUAUUCGAUGCUAUGGAUACCGAUACUCCUGAUUCCAAGAGACAACGCCUUCAUAUGUCGCAAAACCUCACUCAGGCUACAGAAUCAACGGCUGGGCUUAGCCAGACAUUGGAUUUAACAGCAAAAUUAAAGGUAGUGGAGGAUAGGAUACUCGAACUAAAAGCUGAACAUACUGCCGAAGUUAGCCAAUUGCAGGAUACGAUAUCUGAAUUAAAGGCUCGGUCAGAGGAACGCGUGAAAGGAUGGGAAGAUUUGCAACAUCGAUAUGAAUCUCGCAACAAGGAAUUCCAUAAAACACGAAAAGAACGUGAUGAUCUGGUUUCAGAGAAAGCAAAGGCCGAGCAAAAAGUUUCGAGGCAGCAAGAAGAAAUAACGAAACUCAAGGAUGAACGCACUCGACUGAAACAUGACCUAGAAUCCGCCCGAGAUGACAUUAAGGCAGAGGGCGGUUUGAAGGAAGAACUAGAAAAAGCACGGGAAGAAAAUCGGCAACUUGGUCUAGAAAAGGCGAAACUUCAAAAAGAUUUCACAUACGAAAGCAAUAAAGCUGCAUAUACACUCGAGCAAUACCAAAUAGCAUCGAACAAGGCGGCAACCUUAGCUACCGAGAGGAACCAGUUGCAGACACAAGUUGAUGAUCUCAACCGAAGACUUGCUGUCGAGGCAACGAAACUGAGGGAAAUCAGGAUGAAGGAUGAUGAACAAAAACACUUGGCCCGAGUCAAGGAGCUCGAGCAAACAUUGGAAGCUCGUGAUGCUCUUAUUCGAAGGCAGGACGAAGAGCUCCGAAAUUUCCGGAACAACCGACCAGCAACACGCGCAACCAGCACUCAACCCCGAAGCCCAAAAUCCUGGGGAAAUAGGAGCCGCCCGACCAGUCCUGGCGUCAACAACAAUGGGGUGGGCAAUCGUGGUAGUGGGCUGCGAUUCAGCUCUGAGAUGUCACUUUGA